Messenger RNA from Schizophyllum commune H4-8, 1548 nucleotides. RefSeq lists its product as uncharacterized. The transcript is spliced from 10 exons. The record is from RefSeq and is a predicted model, not a curated record. The coding region runs from base 1 to 1548 and encodes 515 amino acids. NCBI's taxonomy places the organism in Eukaryota, Fungi, Basidiomycota, Agaricomycetes, Agaricales, Schizophyllaceae.
AUGGGUCAGUUCUACGACGAGAUGCCGGAUUGGCUGAUGGCGUGGAUCGGGAAGCAGCACCUCUUCGUCGUCGCGACGUCUCCGAGAGAGGGUCACGUGAACUUGUCGCCGAAAUGUGCAGACGGCAUGUUUCACGUCGCCGACUCCCGGAAGGUCUGGUACGAGGAUCUGACCGGUAGCGGCAUCGAGACCAUUUCUCAUAUCCGGGAGAACGGGCGCAUCACCGUGAUGUUUAUGGCCUUUGACAAGCCCCCCAGGAUCGCACGUUUGUUCGGGACAGGGAUCGUGUACGAGUACGGCACUGAAGAAUACGAUAAUCGCAUUCCCGCAAGCAAGCGACAUCCGGGCUCGCGCGCGGUCAUAGAGAUCGCUGUCCACAAAGUCGGUGCGUCCUGCGGCUACGCCGUCCCGUUCUACCAGUAUCUCGGUCCACGAACGUUGCUCGAGAGUAUGACCGCGCGGACCGAGGCGUCGACGACGAAGGAGGGCGAGAACGUCAUGCGCUACUACUGGCGCGAACACAAUAACAGGAGCCUGGACGGCCUGCCGGGCUUGCGCUCUGCGUUUGAGGCGGAGCGCGCGCUCGUCAGUGUCGGCGCGCCGAGGGGGUCGAAAUGGGCUGCGGUGAGGGAUUGGACCGUGGCACGGUUGGUUGCGUGCGGGAUAACUGACAUUUGGUGCUUCCUGGUUGGCCUUGUGAGCGGCGUGUGUGUUAUGGUCCUCACCAGUGUGUGCGCGCGGCUACUGGCGGUACAAGUCCCCACCAUGGUCGUCUACUUCGAUGAGAUGCCCGACUGGCUUAUGGAGUGGCUCGUCAAGCAGCAUAUCUUCUUCGUCGCUACCGCCGCUAGAGACGGGCAUGUGAACGUAUCGCCAAAGGGACUCGACGACACGUUCCACAUCGUCGACUCGAAGACGGUGUGGUACGAGGACUUGUGUGGGAGCGGUGUCGAGACGAUCUCCCACCUUCGGGAGAAUGGGCGCAUCACCGUAAUGUUUACUGCCUUCGAUAAACCGCCGCGGAUUGUGCGGCUCUGGGGGACAGGUCAAGUAUACGAGUACGGAACCCCCGAGUACGCAAAGUACAUACCUGACGAGAAACGCAAACCGGGCUCGCGGUCAGUCAUCCUCGUCGAUAUCCAGAAAGUCGGCUCGUCCUGCGGCUACGCAGUCCCCUUCUACGACUUCAUCUCCCACCGCAGCACGCUCGAGAACGAGCUCGCGCUCUUCGAGCGGCGCGAGAACGACGGCACGGGCAAGGGGUUGCGCCAGUACUGGCGAGAGUGGAACACGAAUAGCCUCGACGGACUUCCUGGGUUGCUGAGCGCGUAUGACACGAUCGGGGAGCUGAAGAAUGUUGGCGUGCCGGAUUACGGAGGGAAGGAGAAUCGCAAUGGCAGCGCUCGGCCGGGGAAUAGGAAGGUUGAAAGGGAGGGAGGGCAGGGGAGUGUCGCCUUGAGUCAGAUGCCUGGCCAGAAUCUUUUGUUGGGCGCGAUGACGGGAGCUCUUGCUGUGUUGGCCUAUAGUCGGGUUGUAGCUGCGAAGUGA